CUCAUUUUGAGGAAACAAUCCCGGCCCACGAUGGGUAACUUUUGUCUUAGAAAAGCGUCAACAUGUUCAGUUCUUUUAACUCUUAUGGGCGCGUUAUGGAAUCUGCCAUUCAGCAUCAGAGGCGAAACAUGCGAUUCCAAUAUAAAAAUCAGACCCGUUGUGGACAUCUCUUCAAGUCCAGAAAACAGCACAUUACCCAUUGGUGGCUCCAUUACCCUGAAUUGUACAGCGCAGCCCAGAGCGAUAGAUAUUGGAUAUAAGGAUAGAUGGGUCAAGUAUAUCGAGUGGUACGAUCUACAGGGUAAUGAAGUGGGAUCUAAAUGCCAGCAGCCUUCAAACAAACGUAAAUUAAGCUGCCCAUUAGUACUUAAAAAUCUGACAGUUGACAAAUUUGGCCUUUACACUUGCCAAGCGGGCAAUGGUUACUCAAGGCACUACACAAGGAAAUCAUUUGAAAUAGUGAUCCAAGUCCAUGCGCCAGAGUUAAUAGGAGUUCCUCGGAACCAAAUUACUGAUAUAGGGGCAAAUGUAACUUUCAACUGCACCGCCACAGGUCUUCUUGCACCAAGCAUCUCAUGGAUCAAAAACAGUGAUUCAUUUGCCUGA
This is a messenger RNA of Pocillopora damicornis (cauliflower coral), 606 nucleotides long. RefSeq names its product fibroblast growth factor receptor 4-like. Lineage: Eukaryota; Metazoa; Cnidaria; Anthozoa; Scleractinia; Pocilloporidae. Gene Ontology annotation, molecular function: transmembrane receptor protein tyrosine kinase activity; ATP binding. Gene Ontology annotation, biological process: cell surface receptor protein tyrosine kinase signaling pathway; multicellular organism development; positive regulation of kinase activity. The record is from RefSeq and is a predicted model, not a curated record. Gene Ontology annotation, cellular component: plasma membrane; signaling receptor complex.